CGGCCACACCCUUUUCGCCUCUGGGCACAUUGUUCGCCUUUCGCACGCUUUUUUUACAGCGAUUUUGCGUGUAAAUUUCAUCGUUAAAACGUAGAAAAACAGCAGAAACCAUGGCGCAGUUCGACCUGACACGCAUCAACUGUCAAUAUCUGGACAGGCAUCUCACUUUCCCGCUGCUGGAGUUCUUGUGCGGCAAGGAGAUCUACAACCAACAGGAGCUGCUGGAGUACAUCCUGGAGACGGUGAACAAGACCAACAUGAUUGAUUACACCAUGGAUACGAGGAAGCGUCUCAAUCUCAGCCAGGAGAUGCCCGAGGAGCUGGUGCAGCGCAAGGCGGAGGUCCUGGCCACACUGAAGCAGCUCCAAAACGAAGUGGCACCCAUCAUGAAGGCCACCGACAUCCUCAAAAACGGCGAGAGCAUGAAGGACUCCAAGACUUUCGUCAAUGCCCUGCAAAAGGAUUACAACUUCAAGGUGGAGCAUCUGGAGAGCGCCUACAAGUUGGCCAAGUAUCUGUACGAGUGCGGCAACUACCAAGAAUCCACUUCCUACCUCUACUUCUGCCUGAUUGUCAUGUCGCCCAACGACAAGAACUACCUGAACGUAUUGUGGGGUAAGCUCGCUGCUGAAAUCCUGACCCUUAACUGGAACACCGCUCUGGAGGAUCUGACGCGCCUGCGUGACUACAUCGACAGCGCCAACUUUAGCACAAUUCAGGCCCUGCAGCAGCGCACCUGGCUUAUCCACUGGUCCGUGCUGGUGUUCUUCAAUCACCCCAAGGGACGCGACCUCAUCAUCGAGAUGUUCCUGUACAAGCCCCUGUACUUGAAUGCCAUCCAGACCAUGUGCCCACACAUUAUGCGCUACCUGGCCACCGCCGUGGUGAUCAACCGCACGCGUCGCAAUGCUCUGAAGGAUCUGAUCAAGGUGAUCCAGCAGGAGUCCUACACUUACCGUGACCCCAUCACCGAAUUCCUGGAGUGCCUGUACGUCAACUUUGACUUUGAAGGCGCGCGUCUGAAGCUGCAUGAGUGCCAGACCGUGAUCCUGAACGACUUCUUCAUCGUUGCCUGCUUGAACGAAUUCGUGGAGGAUGCCCGUUUGAUGAUCUUCGAGACCUUCUGCCGCAUCCACCAGUGCAUCACCAUCAGUAUGCUGGCUGACAAGCUGAACAUGAAGCCCAAUGAGGCCGAGUGCUGGAUCGUCAAUCUGAUCCGUAAUGCCCGUCUAAACGCCAAGAUUGAUUCGAAACUGGGUCAUGUGGUGAUGGGAACGCAGCCACUGAGUCCUUACCAGCAGCUGGUGGAGAAGAUCGACUCGUUGUCGAUGCGGUCGGAGCAUUUAGCCGGUUUGAUUGAGCGCAAGAGCAAGCAGAAGAACCAGGAAUCGAUCGACUCUUGGAAAUACUACUAGGCGUUUGUCUGGCCCUCUAUCCACACCACUAAAUUAAGACACUUUGUACCCACAUUCAAUACCCGAUGAUUGCGCGCAAUCGAGCGAAUAAACCAACACCACUGUUCGCUCUA
This is a messenger RNA of Drosophila bipectinata, 1528 nucleotides long. It is a transcript of the gene eIF3e, whose product is annotated as eukaryotic translation initiation factor 3 subunit e. Gene Ontology annotation, molecular function: translation initiation factor activity. Gene Ontology annotation, biological process: translational initiation. The record is from RefSeq and is a predicted model, not a curated record. NCBI's taxonomy places the organism in Eukaryota, Metazoa, Arthropoda, Insecta, Diptera, Drosophilidae. Gene Ontology annotation, cellular component: nucleus; cytoplasm; eukaryotic translation initiation factor 3 complex.